Pelobates fuscus (common spadefoot toad) is the source of this 1215-nucleotide messenger RNA. RefSeq names its product basic proline-rich protein-like. The record is from RefSeq and is a predicted model, not a curated record. The transcript has a single exon. The annotation marks the transcript as partial. NCBI's taxonomy places the organism in Eukaryota, Metazoa, Chordata, Amphibia, Anura, Pelobatidae.
CCCCCUCCUCUUACUCCCCCUCCCCCUCCUCUUACUCCCCCUCCCCCUCCUCUUACUCCCCCUCCCCCUCCUCUUACUCCCCCUCCCCCUCCCCCUCCUCUUACUCCCCCUCCCCCUCCUCUUACUCCCCCUCCCCCUCCCCCUCCUCUUACUCCCCCUCCCCCUCCUCUUAAUCCCCCUCCCCCUCCUCUUACUCCCCCUCCCCCUCCCCCUCCUCUUACUCCCCCUCCCCCUCCCCUUACUCCCCCUCCCCCUCCCCCUCCUCUUACUCCCCCUCCCCCUCCUCUUACUCCCCCUCCCCCUCCUCUUACUCCCCCUCCCCCUCCCCCUCCUCUUACUCCCCCUCCCCCUCCUCUUACUCCCCCUCCCCCUCCCCCUCCCCCUCCUCUUACUCCCACUCCCCCUCCCCCUCCCCCUCCUCUUACUCCCACUCCCCCUCCCCCUCCUCUUACUCCCACUCCCCCUCCUCUUACUCCCCCUCCCCCUCCCCCUCCUCUUACUCCCACUCCCCCUCCUCUUACUCCCACUCCCCCUCCUCUUACUCCCCCUCCCCCUCCCCCUCCUCUUACUCCCACUCCCCCUCCUCUUACUCCCACUCCCCCUCCCCCUCCCCCUCCUCUUACUCCCACUCCCCCUCCCCCUCCCCUUACUCCCCCUCCCCCUCCCCCUCCUCUUACUCCCACUCCCCCUCCUCUUACUUCCACUCCCCCUCCCCCUCCCCCUCCCCCUCCUCUUACUCCCACUCCCCCUCCCCCUCCCCUUACUCCCCCUCCCCCUCCCCUUACUCCCCCUCCCCCUCCCCCUCCCCUUACUCCCCCUCCCCCUCCCCUUACUCCCCCUCCCCCUCCCCCUCCCCUUACUCCCCCUCCCCCUCCCCUUACUCCCCCUCCCCCUCCCCUUACUCCCCCGCCCCUUACUCCCCCUCCCCUUACUCCCCCUCCCCCUCCCCUCCCCCCCUCUCCCUCCCCUCCCCUUACUCCCCCUCCCCCUCCCCUCCCCCCCUCUUACUCCCCCUCCCCCUCCCCUCCCCCCCUCUUACUCCCCCUCCCCCUCCCCUCCCCCCCCUCUUACUCCCCCUCCCCCUCCCCUCCCCCCCCUCUUACUCCCCCUCCCCCUCCCCUCCCCCCCUCUUACUCCCCCUCCCCCUCCCCUCCCCCCCUCCCCCUCCCCUCCCCCCCUCUUACUCCCCCUCCCCCUCCCCUCCCCCCCUCCCCU